GGCAUAUAAUUAGUACUGAUGGAAUAUUACCUGAUGAUGAUAAGAUUCAAAAAGUUAGAGACUUUCCUGUUCCUACUACACCAUAUUACUGGACAACUGCUCAAGAAAAAGCAUUUCAAACUUUAAAAGCCCAUUUAAUAACAUCCUGGUGUUGUGGCAUCCUGACUUUACUAGGCC
Racocetra fulgida is the source of this 177-nucleotide messenger RNA. The record is from the annotation of a GenBank genome assembly. NCBI's taxonomy places the organism in Eukaryota, Fungi, Glomeromycota, Glomeromycetes, Diversisporales, Gigasporaceae.